This is a messenger RNA of Orcinus orca (killer whale), 3483 nucleotides long. RefSeq names its product pyruvate dehydrogenase kinase 2 (gene PDK2). NCBI's taxonomy places the organism in Eukaryota, Metazoa, Chordata, Mammalia, Artiodactyla, Delphinidae. Gene Ontology annotation, molecular function: pyruvate dehydrogenase (acetyl-transferring) kinase activity. Gene Ontology annotation, cellular component: mitochondrion. The coding region runs from base 1519 to 2553 and encodes 344 amino acids. Gene Ontology annotation, biological process: regulation of glucose metabolic process; protein phosphorylation. The transcript has 10 exons. The record is from RefSeq and is a predicted model, not a curated record.
UGAUCUUCAGUGGCGUGUGUGCAGAAAUCUUGCCCUUGCUUCUGGCGGUGGCAGGUGUGGUGUGACUGUGGUUUCCUUUCGGAUUCGCGGCAUCCGCACCUACUUCGAGCCCAGUGCUGUGUUAGGUUAAACAGGCAGCAGCGGCCCUCAGGGAGCCUGUGAUCGCACGGGGGGAGUAGAAGAGGGCAAGCUAAGAGCUACACAGUGGCAGGAGCAGGAAGCCGCUGAAAAGUUAGCUCUAUUUAAAUUAAAAGCGAAGUAUUAUUUUAAAAUAACAUUGAUUGGGUUUUGCCCCUCGUUGCGGAAGUAUGACAUGUUCACGUUGACACCUGGAGAACACAGAAAAGUAGAUAAAAGGGAAUGCCAACCACUACCCUCCACCCCUUAACCACACACUGUUAAGGUUUUGUAAGUGCCCUUUAUUGGUGCCCUUCCAGCUUUUUUCUAUGCAUGAAUAUGCAUAUGCGUGACUUACUCUAAUUAAAUGAGGAGAAGGUAAGGAAGGACCAGGUACAUGAUGUGUGCACAGUGAAUUUCAGUUGAAUCAGAAAGUUGUGGGGCAGUUGAAAUGGACGCAGAGAGGAGGUGACGUGUCACUUGGCCUUACAGGGUGCCUAACUGAACCCUGACCUAGAAGGGAGGGAAGAGCAUUCCAGGCCAAAGGAACUGCUUGUGCAAAGGUGCAGAGGCCGGAGAGGGCCCGGCUGGGGCAUCUGAGCGCUCACUUUGUGGAUACAGUGCUGUUACUGCAAGCGGUGAAGGUGGACGGGGGGACAGAGGGCAGAGCCUGAUUUGCAUGUGGCCCAACAAGGUCACCCCUCGCUGGGCCCUGUCCCUUAGAGGUCCAAGACCUCUGAGCCAACUGGCAUUUCCUGCCAUCGGGCAGUGUGGAAGGCAUGGGGAGGGACGGAAGGUACCAUCUGUUCUCCCCAGCCCUCCUCCGGCUGAGUCACCUGGCUGCCUCUCCAGCUGGUCCCUGACUCCAGGCCCCUCCCUGGACACCGUGUUCCUAGAAGAGUCAGGGGAUGUGGGGAGGGAGGGCAGGGAGCUGCUGAACUGCCCGCGAUGCCCCCGAGGCCCCCAGAGUCCCUUCCUGAAACGCGGUUACACGUGUCGGGGGGCCUGGCCUGACGUUUUUCUUCCCUCAGAGCUGGGAAGUAAUGUCCAGCAGCAGCAGGAGGGAGUGAAGUUAGACAAAAGGGAAGACUUCCCAGUGCAUGACUCACUUAGAGGGGAGCAGGCCAAGGUAUUGCUAGAGUGUGCUGACACACUGAAGAGACGGCCUGCUGAGACUGUUCCCGGAGAAUGGGCAUCAGCUGCAGCAAGAGAGACUGUGGUCUGAGGGAAGGAAGGACUCUCUGAGGCGGCUGCCUGUGAGAGAGGGCAGACCUCCCUAUCUGGGGGAACCCCCUUGCCAGCUUGGAUGAUGGAGGCGGUGGAGGUGGGUAGAGUUUGCAGGAGAGGAGGGGGACGACCUAUCAGAGAGCCUGGCAAGAGGCGCGCUAGCCUCAGAGUCUGAUGAGUGAGGAGCAAAACCUCCCCUUUGGAAAUGGACAAGCCCUGAGCACCUGCUCUCUGGAGGAGCAGAGGUAUGUCCAGAGUCUCCUGGACAUCAUGGAGUUCCUGGACAAGGACCCUGAGGACCAUCGGACCCUGAGCCAGUUCACCGACGCCCUGGUCACCAUCCGGAACCGCCACAAUGACGUGGUGCCCACCAUGGCGCAGGGCGUGCUGGAGUACAAGGACGCCUACGGCGACGACCCCGUCUCCAACCAGAACAUCCAGUACUUCCUGGACCGCUUCUACCUCAGCCGCAUCUCCAUCCGCAUGCUGAUCAACCAGCACACCUUGAUCUUUGACGGCAGCACCAACCCAGCCCACCCCAAACACAUCGGCAGCAUCGACCCCAACUGCAGCGUCUCUGAGGUGGUGAAAGAUGCCUACGACAUGGCCAAGCUCCUGUGUGACAAGUAUUACAUGGCCUCACCUGACCUGGAGAUCCAGGAGAUGAAUACAUCCAACUCCAAACAGCCAAUUCACAUGGUCUAUGUCCCCUCCCACCUCUACCACAUGCUUUUCGAACUCUUCAAGAAUGCCAUGCGAGCGACUGUGGAAAGCCAUGAAUCCAGCCUCACUCUCCCACCUCUCAAGGUCAUGGUGGCCUUGGGCGAGGAAGAUCUUUCCAUCAAAAUGAGUGACCGAGGUGGGGGUGUUCCCUUGAGGAAGAUUGAGCGCCUCUUCAGCUACAUGUACUCCACGGCCCCCACGCCUCAGCCUGGCACCGGGGGAACCCCACUGGCUGGCUUCGGGUAUGGGCUCCCUAUUUCCCGCCUGUAUGCCAAGUACUUCCAGGGGGACCUGCAGCUCUUCUCCAUGGAGGGCUUUGGGACCGACGCUGUCAUCUAUCUCAAGGCCCUGUCCACGGACUCGGUGGAGCGCCUGCCUGUCUACAACAAGUCAGCCUGGCGCCACUACCAGACCAUCCAGGAGGCCGGCGAUUGGUGUGUGCCCAGCACGGAGCCCAAGAACACGUCCACGUACCGUGUCAGCUAGAGGCCGCCCCACUCACCUGCGCCCAGGAGGAUGGACUGCUGUCUCUGCAUCCGGCCACCAUGGUGACCCUCCCUGUCCCCACCCCAGGUUGGGGGAGGCUCUCCCUGAUGACCAGCUUCUUGUCUCUGUGGAGUCACUGCGGUGACUGGUCUGUGGUGGCCCCUAAGUGCCAAUCUCUGUCCCCGUGGAGACUCCUAGGGGAUCUCCCUGGGUCCAGACUCUGUGGGCAAUGCCUGAGGAUUGGGGGAUGCCUCCACCCUGAUAGGGUGUCCCAGAGAUACAUUUCCAUGGCAUUCUUUCUCUCUGAGCCCAGAGCUGCCACUUCUCUGCUGGGGGUCCUAGGUCCCCCUCACUGCCUUCCACAGCCCUGGCCUUCCAAGUGGACACCCCUGCUUGCCUUAUUCCCUUGGCCCGUGCCGGUACCCUGGCCCUGGUCUGGUGUCAGUGUUAGGAAGGGGCCAGGUACCCGCCACAUCUGGCAUAGUGGGAGGGGACCCUUGGUUGGGGACCUGGUCCUACAGUCUCUUCCUCCACUGAGUUUAAGGUCAAAGUUAGGGGGGAGGGGUUUCUUACCUGGGGCUCACCCCUAAAGCCGAGGAGCCUGGGAGGACCCAGAGCUUGGCCGUCCAGCCAAGCUGCUUGAAGCCUGCAGGUGGCCCCAGCGAUGUUUCUGCCGCCGCCCGAGCCCUUCCCCUGCAUGUCCUCACAUGCGUCCACCUGCCUGCCACACACGGUCCCCCACCGAGCUCCAGACCCCAGUUCCCACUGUGCCCGCGUGUGCUUGGGGUGGCUUUCUCCCUAGAACGUUGUGUGUACAUAGCUAGUUUUAUAGCCCUUUCCCUUAGCACACAGGGGGUUAAAGUUGUGUGCUCCUCCCAGUGGCUGUGAUGGUGACAGUGACAUCCACAGUAAAGAGGAGAUCGAAUGAGA